AAACGGCUCCGAGGGACCGGUUCGAACGUUCAUUCCGAUUUGAACGCAUCGCCGGUGCGGUCGCGCGUGUGUUGUGUUUUCCGUUGUCGUGCAGCCGCGCGAAACGGUCCCGGUCGGUGGUGUUUGGUGUUGUUUGCAGGAGGAAAAAAUAAGCGCUACGGUUGCAGUUUCGGCGUGGCGUGCAAUUGCACCCGGAGGAAGUGAACGGAAGUGUGUCGCCUUGUGUCUUCAGCAGCAUCAUAUGGUCAGUUAGGGAGACAAGAUGGCCGACCAGAAGGAACGCGACUUGGAGGAGGCUGUAGCGAUGGAAGCGGUAGCAGCGCCACGCAUUGGUUGCUGCCGGCGGACGAUGAAGUACAUCGGUGCGUACUGGCGCUCGAUGGUGGUCAUCAUCGCGCCGAUGAUUGCGUCGCUCGUGUUCCUGAUCGAUACCUCGCCCGCCUACCGGUGUAUGUUUGUCGUGCUGACCAUGUCACUGUACUGGGUGACGGAAGCGUUACCACUGCCCGUGACGUCUAUGCUCCCGAUCGUACUGUUCCCCGUGCUCGGGGUGCUCGAGACGGAUCGCACCUGCAUGAUGUACAUGAAGGAAACGAUGCUGAUGUUCAUCGGUGGUAUCAUUAUUGCGCUGGCCGUCGAGUACUGCAAUCUGCACAAGCGUGUCGCGUUGAAAGUGAUCUCCGUGAUCGGAUGUAGCCAGCGGCGGCUUAACUUCGGUCUCACGGUGGUAACGAUGUUCGUGUCGAUGUGGAUCUCGAACACGGCCGCCGUUGCCAUGAUGUGUCCCAUUAUGCAGGCUGUGCUGGAGGAGCUCGAAUCGCAAGGACUGUGCCAGAUGUACGAACGCAGGAAGAAGACGGGCGAAGAGGAAGGCAUGCUUGGCAAGGAAAAGGUGGAAGAUGAAACCCCUCGACCAACAAAGACGACCCUGUGCUAUUUCCUGGGCGCUGCCUAUGCGUCCACCCUAGGCGGUUGCGGCACGAUCGUGGGUUCCGGUGUAAAUCUUACCUUUAAGGGCAUCUACGAGAGCCGGUUCCCAACUGCACCCGGAAUUGAUUUUCCAAAGUUCAUGUUCUACAACGUGCCCGGCAUGUUGCUGUACACGUUCCUCACCUGGGUGUACCUGCAGUGGCUGUACAUGGGAAUGUUCAGACCGAACAGCCCAGAAGCAAAGGCAGCUGAUAUCGGUGCGGAAGGUGAAGCGGUAGCGAAGCGUGUCAUCGAGACGCGUUACAAGGAGCUGGGACCGAUGACGUCACACGAGAAGAGUGUUGCGUUCCUGUUUAUUGUGGCGGUGGUGCUGUUCUUUACCCGCGAGCCAGGAUUCAUCACCGGUUGGGCUGACGUGCUGAACACUGUCAAAAUCAAGGAUGCAACACCGGCCAUGUUUAUUGUGAUAGUGCUAUUCAUGAUUCCAGCCAACUGGCGCUGUCUGAAGUUCUGCCGCAGUAAUCCAGGACGCCUCCCGACCGAAGCAACUCCAGGGCUGAUCACGUGGAAGUUCAUCAACCAGAAGGUACCGUGGAGUCUAAUCUUCUUGCUUGGCGGUGGCUUUGCACUGGCGGAAGGAGGUCGCGUGUCCGGCAUGUCAGCCCUCCUAGGACAAUCGUUGGCCGGAUUGAAGACCCUGCCUCCGCUACUGCUCCUGUUCGUAGUGUGCCUCACCGCACAGACGCUUACCGAGUUCACGUCGAACGUGGCCAUCUGUAACGUGAUCCUGCCGGUGCUAGCUGAAAUGGCUAUUGCGAUCGAGAUUCACCCUCUGUACCUCAUGUUCCCGGCCGCGAUGUCGUGCAGCUUUGCGUUUCACAUGCCGGUAGGAACGCCACCGAACGCGAUCGUUGCCGGUGUGGGCAAUAUUGCGAUCAAGGAUAUGGCGGUGGCUGGCAUUGGCCCAUCCAUAUUUACGCUGCUCGUUAUCUGGGCCAGCUUCCCGACGUGGGGUGCCGUCGUAUAUCCGGAGCUGGCAACCUUCCCCGACUGGGCACGACCUGUCAUCACGAACGCGACGCUUAAUUAAGCCGGUGAAGAAAAAAGGACAUAGAUAGAGUUUUUUUUUAUUUUUCUUCCUCAAAUUACAAAGCGAGGAAUUUGAUGACACGAUGUAAAGUACUUCAGCUGAGUCUGAGACUUUAGCGGUGGGAGCGGGAGAUGCAAUCGGAAUUAUAUGUGGCCUUGGUACGUGCGUUACUGUUUUUGUUUGUUUAUAUUUUAGAAUACGUACCAAAACAUGUGCCAAAAGUAGCCAGCCUCCUGGUAGAAGUUUGAUCCUAGCUGUGGAAGCGUGGAAAAAGCAUUUAAUGGAAGCAAACACUGCCAAACUGUACUGGAGGCGACGAUCCAAGCACAAGCAGCGGCUUUGGCACUUUGCUUCAUUGUUUAAGUGAAACAAAAGGAAAUGUUGGUACUUAGCGAAAAACUACAAAAAACAGGACAGUGGUUAGAGAAAAGGGAUAAUUAGAAACAAAACAAUAACACAUCGAAUCAGCUGUCCCUUGGCCGGUCAGUCAUUUUGUCAAGUCUUCGUGUCUUCCAGUGUUAUAACAAAACAGUGCAACGGAUGCAACACCGGCCAUGGCAGCAGCAGCGAGCGAACAAUGAGCUACUUAGUGUAAAACAAAUGGGCAAACAUAGCGACUGACAGAUCGAACAGAUUUUAUUGUUCUUUCCACAUACAUCUACACAUCAACACACCUCCUACACACAAACACAGACCGCUCCUAAUCCGAAUGGAGGAAGCGGAAGACAUUAGUGGGAUGAACAUUAGGCGAUAUCACUAUAUACCUUUUUUUCGUUUUCUGUUGUACAAUGAUAUAGGAACAAAUGAGAAGCGUCAAACAAAUAUGCAGUACGCACUAGAGAAAGAAGAAACACUAAACAAGGCUAGAAAUUAUUAGUGAUUAAUAAAUAAAUCUAUAAUUAUUGUUAACGAAA
Molecule: messenger RNA, 2934 nt
Organism: Anopheles stephensi (Asian malaria mosquito)
Lineage: Eukaryota; Metazoa; Arthropoda; Insecta; Diptera; Culicidae
Product: protein I'm not dead yet-like
Exons: 9
Coding region: 263-2020 (585 amino acids)
Biological process (GO): citrate transport; monoatomic anion transmembrane transport
Cellular component (GO): membrane
Molecular function (GO): succinate transmembrane transporter activity; citrate transmembrane transporter activity
Source: RefSeq, a predicted model, not a curated record